This is a messenger RNA of Aphis gossypii (cotton aphid), 1938 nucleotides long. RefSeq lists its product as uncharacterized. Lineage: Eukaryota; Metazoa; Arthropoda; Insecta; Hemiptera; Aphididae. The coding region runs from base 329 to 976 and encodes 215 amino acids. The record is from RefSeq and is a predicted model, not a curated record. The transcript has 3 exons.
GUUAUUCUGUAGCACUAAUUUUUAAAGUAUUUUUAGCGUAUCUAAUAAUAUUUAAAAAAUAAUCAUAUCGUGUGUAACCUUUUUUAGUUUAAGUUUUUUUUUUUUUAAUAUUUACAUGAAUUCAACUAUAUUCUAUGACUAUUACAUGCAAUAUUAUUUUGAACAUUUGUUAUAGAGUAUUUUUUUACUAUCAGUGAUUUAUUUUAAUAAAUAUCUUAUAUCAAACAUAGGUACAUCAAAUAUAAAACUAGGUAUCUACCUACAUACUAUACAUACAUGAAAGCAAAAAAGAUUAAGCUAGAAGUUGGGUAGAAGUCAGAGCAGGCGUAUGCGAACCGCUGCCAUGGUUGACGCAGUUUAUCGCGGUAACAUUGACGAAUUGUUGUCUGUGAUUAACCACCUGAAGAAAUACAUAAUCGCCUUCAUAAUCGUUCUACUAGUCCUGUUAUCGGUGUUUCAUUUCUCCAAGUUUUCAGUACAUGUCGUGCCGCUGAUCAUCGUCACGUUAGUGCUGUUGCCGGCCGUCUACUACACGACCGUUCUCGUUCUGAAGUUCAGCACCAACGUAAUUGCUUCGAAUCAAACCGGAGAAGUUUCGACAAUGAACUCUAAUAACAAUCAACAAGUUUUAAAAACUCCUGACAUUCCGUACCCGAAUAGCCCAACCCCACCGCCGACGUACGAAGAAGCGACGCGAAACGACCAUUAUUAUCAACCACAAUCGUGGUUGCCUUCAACUAGCAGCGGGUAUACCAGCAAUGGUCAGUCGACAGUACCCGCUGUGUUCAGUGUCGAGUAUCAGUACAACGACACUAUGCCAAAUGUUCACAGUGGAAGACCGGCUACGACCAAGGCUACAACCACACCCAAUCAGACCCCAGAUAAUUACACGUCAUCGCAUAGAACAACGAUCCAAAAUAUUCCCAGCGUGACUAUAACUUUGGACAGUGAUCAACAUCCAACUGAAAUUCAAUGAAACAAUAAUAACCUUUGAGUCUAAUUCUGAGUGUCUGGAUUCGAUUUUAUUGGAAAUUUAGGAUUUUAAGGACAUUCAAGAUAACUAAAGAUCAACCGAACAAUUUGGGCAUUUCGAAUUGUUAGGAUGAUUUAGAAAAUUUAGAUAAUUGAAUUUUCUCAGCUCUUAUAGUUUUUAACUAUUAAAUUAUUUAAUUGUAUUAUCAAGAUUAUUUUGAAUAUUAUUGUUUUAUGCUUAUCUAUAUUUAUACAUCUACUUAUUUUUAAUAUUUUUUAAAUAAUUAUUUGUAAAAUACUGAAAUCUUUGUUGAAAUAUUUUAUGCAUAAGUAGUUCGUUAAUAAUUUUAAUUCGAUCUAGUAAUUAAUCAAAAUAUAAAUACCUACAAUCAGUAUCCUGAUACUGGGAUAUCCAACAAUUUAUAAAAUCUAAAUUAUUUCAUAGUACUAUAUAGUAUUUAAUAAUUAUCAUCAUUUUUUUAUUUAUAAUAUAUUGUUAUUUAAUUUAAUUCAAACUAUUAUUAUGGUUUAUGUACAAUAAUUUCCAUUGUAAAUACUUAUCGUUGUUCAAAACGGAAUUUAGUUGUUUUGAAGUUUGUUCUCAAUUUUCUAAUAAUAUUGAUGACUUUUUUUUUUAAAUUUUAAUUACAUAAGUUAAAUAAAUAUAAUAAAAUGUCUGAAAUUAAUAAAUUAAUACAGUUUAAGCUUUUAACUUACUAUACUCAACUUCAAAUGAUAUAUCUAUUGUAAUGAGUGUGGUUUGUCUAAUAUAUGUAUGCAGUAAAAAAUAUUAAUAAAUUCUUUUUUAUUUAAUUUUAUAUCACAAAAAUUUAUGGAUAUUGGAUACGUAUAUAAUUUAACCAUUGUAUAGUAUUUAUUUUAUGCAUUUCUGUCUAAAUUACGUUAUAAGUAUAUUUUAUUUUAAUAAGUUACUUAUAGUAUAAAUUAACUUUUACGAUAUUAAAA